This is a messenger RNA of Melospiza melodia melodia, 5692 nucleotides long. RefSeq names its product leucine zipper tumor suppressor 1 (gene LZTS1). Bases 121 to 1950 code for a protein of 609 amino acids. The record is from RefSeq and is a predicted model, not a curated record. NCBI's taxonomy places the organism in Eukaryota, Metazoa, Chordata, Aves, Passeriformes, Passerellidae. The transcript has 4 exons. Gene Ontology annotation, biological process: regulation of synaptic plasticity; regulation of dendrite morphogenesis. Gene Ontology annotation, cellular component: dendritic spine.
GGGCCGCUCCGGGAGCCCCGCGGAGCCCCGCGCCGCGCCGAGGAGCCAGCGGCCACCCGAGGCUCGGCGCUCCCGGCCACACCGCGGGCUCUGCUAUGAUCUGGUGGCGCUGGGAGCAGCAUGGGCAGCGUCAGCAGCCUCAUCUCCGGCCACAGCUUCCACAGCAAGCACUGCCGCGCCUCCCAGUACAAGCUCCGCAAGUCCUCGCACCUGAAGAAGCUCAACCGCUACUCGGACGGGCUGCUCCGCUUCGGCUUCUCGCAGGACUCCGGCCACAAGUCCGGCUCCAAGAGCAGCAAGAAUGAGGAUUUCUUUUACAUCAAGGUCAGCCAGAAGGCGCACGGCGCCCAGCGGCCGGACUACACCGUGCUGGGCGGCGGCGAGCUGGCCGUGCCCGCCGGGAGCGGCUCGCUGGACUUCGGGACGCCCACGCCGCAGAAGCUGAUGCCCUUCCCCAGCCAGCUGGAAGUGGGCGGGGAGAAGCCGCUGCCUCGUCCCACGGCCUUCAAGCCGGUGCUGCCGCGUUCCGGGGCCAUCCUGCACUCGUCCCCCGAGAGCGGGGGUCCCCUGGCCCAGCAGCUGCACCCCCCGGAGAAGGCCAAGGAGCAGGAGCUGCGGCCGCUGCCCUGCUCGGGGGGCCUGUCCGACUCCGGCCGCAACUCCAUGUCCAGCCUGCCCACGCACAGCACCAGCAGCAGCUACCAGCUGGAGCCCCUGGUCACCCCCAUGGGCCCCAUCAGCCGCUUCGGGGGCUCUGCCCACAACAUCCUGCAGUGUGCCAUCAUCCAGGACAGCAACAUGAUGAGCCUCAAGGCCAUGUCCUUCUCGGACGGCGGCAACAAGAUCCUGAACCCCGGCAAGGCGCCCCAGCACCGCACCGCCGCCGAGAAGAGCGCCUGCAUGCGCUCGCCCAUCGCCACGGAUGAAUCCACCAUCCAGGAGCUGGAGCAGAAGCUGCUGGAGAGGGAGGGUGAGCUGCAGGAGCUGCAGUCGAGCUUCGAGGAGAAGGAAAUCAGCUCCUGCCAGGCCUACGAGGAGAAGCAGCGGCGCUGCAAGGAGGAGCUGGAGGGGCUGAAGCAGAAAUGCAACAGCAAACUCAAGCAAACCUCGCAGAAAACACAGCGGACGCAGCAGGUGCUGCACCUGCAGGUGUUCCAGCUGCAGCAGGAGAAGCAGCAGCUGAGGGAGGAGCUGGAGAAACUCAUGAAGGAGCAGAACCUGCUGGAGACCAAGCUGAGGUCCUACGAGAAGGAGAAGACCAGCUUUGCCCCGGCGCUGGAGGAGACGCAGUGGGAGGUGUGCCAGAAAUCCGGUGAGAUCUCGCUGCUGAAGCAGCAGCUGAAGGAGUCUCAGACCGAGCUCACCACCAAGACCACGGAGAUCCUGAGCCUGAAGGCGCAGCUGAAGGAGGUGAGGCUGAAGAUGGAGGGGCUGGAGAUGAAGAGCCAGGAGCUGGAGGUGUCGCUGCGCACCAAGGCCAUGGAGCUGGAGGUGUGCGAGAACGAGCUGCAGCGCAAGAAGAACGAGUCGGAGCUGCUGCGCGAGAAGGUGAACCUGCUGGAGCAGGAGAUCCUGGAGCUGCGCUCCGAGCUGGCCGCGCUGCGGGAGCAGCUCCAGGGGCUCCCCAGGCCGGGCGGGGACGAUGCCCAGGCCCUGCAGGGGCAGCUGGAGCGGCUGCGGGCCGAGCUGAAGGCGGAGCGCGACAGCAACGAGCAGAUGAGCUGCAGCUUCCAGCACGAGCGGCAGACGUGGAAGGAGGAGAAGGAGAAGGUGAUCCACUACCAGAAGCAGCUGCAGCAGAGCUACCUGCACAUGUACAAGAGGAACCAGAGCCUGGAGAAGAUGCUGCAGCAGCUGGCAGCGGGCGAGGAUGGCAAGGAGCCCAUCGAGCUGGAGAUCCCCGGUGGCACCGACGUCCCCUACGAGGACAUCAUCGCCACCGAGAUCUGAGCCGCCGGGGGAGCUGUCCCCUCCCCGCCACGCAGUGUCCCCCUGUCCUUGCGCCGCCCGUCGUGUUCCAGAGGUGACCAAGCCACUCGUGCCAAUGGUGACGUGCCCGCAGCUCCCCCAGCCUGGCACUGCCCCCUCUGCCCCCGGGCAGGGAUCAGGACUCCAGGGAAUUCUCUGCCAUCCAUGCCCAGCGCCCAGGGGAUGCUCUGCUCCAGGCUGGGGGGACACAGCCUGGCCCUGCUCCGGGGAUGGCACAGCUCUGGGGUGGCACAGCUCCCACAGUCCUGCCCACUGGUAGUGGCAGAAAUCAGCCCAAAUUUGUGCCCAGCUCUGGGAAUGGCACAGCACCCGGGAUGGCACAGCGCCAUCCUGCCCGCUGAUGGUGGCAGGAAUCAGCCCCAGUGUGUGCCCAACUCCAAGGACGGCACAGUAUCAUCCUUCCCAUUGUGGGCAGGAAUCAGCCCCAAUUUGUGCCCAGAAAUCAGCCCCAGUGUGUGCCCAUCUCCAAGGAUGGCACAGCAGCAUCCUGCCCGCUGAUGGUGGCAGGAAUCAGCCCCAGUGUGUGCCCAACUCCAAGGACGGCACAGUAUCAUCCUGCCCAUGGUGGGCAGGAAUCAGCCCCAAUUUGUGCCCAGAAAUCAGCCCCAGUGUAUGCCCAUCUCCAAGGAUGGCACAGCACAGUCCUGCCCACUGAUGGUGGCAGGAAUCAGCCCCAGAUCCCUGGAGGAAGCUCCCACUCCUCCUCACCCUCCUUUGGCACCGUGGGAGCACAGAGCCACCUCCUGCCACUGCCACAUCCACCCGUGCCAGCCCAUGAGGGCCUCAGGAAGGUCCCCAGCUGCUCACACCCCCCAGUAGGGCCCAACUCACUGAAAUCACCCCAAAAUCAUCCCAAAAUCACCCUGAAAUCACCUUGAGAUCACCCUGAACUCCCCAUUCAGUCCAAGCACAGCCCCUACACUGCACCCACAGCCCCCACAGCCCUCCCUCUGGCAUUCCCAGCUCCCACAGACAAGGACCCCAUCCCUUCUCCCGGCUGCCAGGCAGCAGCUGGAUCUGAGGAUUCACAGGAAUGUCCCAGCCACGUUCUGAGCAGGGAUUGGGGUUUGUGUUCACCCCACAGCCCCCUGCACUCGCUGGGGCUGUCCCUCCCGGCUGCCUUAUCUCCUCCCGUGCCCUGAUCCCGCAGGAUCCGGCCCAGGGGAGCUGGUUAAACACCCCAAACCAACCACUGCCACCUUAAUUUCUACCCCAGCUCUUAAAAGCUCCUCCGGCCGCCAGCGAGUGGCUCCACAGACACCGAGGUGGCCCCGCUGGUGACCAUGGUGUCCCCCUGGCUGGGGAGGGAACCAGCAGGACCCCCUCCCCCCUAGGGCACCCCUCUGUGCCAGUGCAAUGAUGUUUUUGCUGCAAUUAUUUACCCACUGCCCCAUUCCAGGGCUCUUGGGGGAGGUUCUUGCACGAUCCCAACGCCGCCAAUUCGGCCACGGGCUCCGAGCUGUGCGAAAUCCCGCGCCCCUCGCGCCACUGCAGCCUGGAAAGGUGACACACAGGAACCAGUCUGUGCCUUCUGCACCUGAGCACCCCAAACCACUGCCCCGGCUCUCCUGGCUGGGCCUGGCACUGCCCAGAUGGUCCUGGCACUGCCCAGCCAGGUCUGGCACUGCCCAGCCAGUCCUGGCAUUGCCUAGUUGCUCCUGGCACUGUCCAGCUGAGCCUAGUGCUACCCAGCUGGGCCUGGCACUGCCCAGCUGGCUCUGGCACUGCCUGGCCAGUCCUAGCUCUGCCCAGCCAGGUCUGGUAGUGCCCACCCAGUCCUGACACUGCCCAGCCAGUCCUGGCACUGCCCAGUUGAGCCUAGCACUGCCCAUCCAGUCCUGGCACUGCCCAGCCUUUCUUGGCACUGCCUGGCCAGUUCUGGCACUGCCCAUCCAGUCUUGGUACUGCCCAGCCACUCCUAGCACUGACCAGCUGGUCCUGGCACUGCCCAGCUGCAUCUGGUACUGACCAGCUAGGUCUGGCAUUGCCUAGUUGGGCCUGGCACUGUCCAGCUGGUCCUGGCACUGUCCAGCUGAGCCUAGUGCUGCCCAGCCGGGUCUGGCACUGCCCAGACACUCCUGGCACUGCCCAGCCAGGCCUGGCACUGCCCAGACACUCCUGGCACGUCCCAUCCAGUUCUGGCACUGUCCAGCUGGUCCUGGCACUGUCCAGCUGAGCCUAGUACUACCCAGCCAUGCCCAGCACUGCCCAGCCACUCCUGGCACUGUCCAGCUCGGUCUGGCACUGCCCAGCCAGUCCUGGCAUUGCCCGGCCAGUCCUGGCAUUGCCUAGUUGGGCCUGGCAUUUUCCAGCUGAGCCUAGUACUGCCCAGCCAUACCCAGCACUGCCCAGCCGGUCCUGGCACUGCCCAGCCAGUUCUGGCACUGCCCAGCCAGUCCUGGCAUUGCCUAGUUGGGCCUGGCACUGUCCAGCUGGGCCUGGCACUGCCCAGCCACUCCUGGCAUUGCCUAGCUGGGCCUGGCACUGCCCAGCUGAGCCUCGUACUACCCAGCCAUACCUGGCACUGCCCAGCCACUCCUGGCACUGCCCAGCUGAGCCUACUACUGCCCAGCCAGUCCUGGCACUGACCAGAUAGUUCUGGCAGUGUCCAGCUGAGCCUGGUACUGCCCAGCCUUUCUUGGCACUGCCCAGUCAUACCUGGCACUGCCCAGCCGGGUCUGGCACCGCCCAGCCAGUCCUGGCACUGUCCAGCUGGGUCUGGAAUUGUCCAGCUGAGCCUAGUACUUUUCAGCCAUACCUGGCACUGCCCAGCCAGUCCUGGCACUGCCCAUCCACUCCUGGUACUGCCCAGCCACUCCUAGCACUGACCAGCUGGUCCUGGCACUGCCCAGCCAUACUUGGCACUGCCCAGCCCACCCUGGCACCGUCACAAGCGAUGCUCACCCCGGCCCGAUGGAAAAGCCAACCUCAGGCUCCUGCGGGUGCCCCUCGGGGCCAGCCCUGCCCAUUCCCUGCCCUGUCCCUGCCCAUUCCCUGCCCUGUCCCUGCCCAUCCCUGCCCAUCCCUUCCCAUCCCUUGCCCUCUCCCAUCCCCUGCCCGUGCCCAGCCUUGCCCAGCCGAAGGAUGUUCGCAAAGCUGAAGGAUCGGGGGCACAGCGAGGCCGGCAGGGAUUUUGUGCCUCCCCAGAACUGGCACAGCCCCGCCGGGAGGGAGCAGAGCCCGUCCUGGCAAUUCCCGUCCCUGUCCCUGUCCCUGUCCCCGUCCCUGUCCCUGUCCCUGUCCCCGUCCCUGUCCCCGUCCCUGUCCCUGUCCCCGUCCCUGUCCCUGUCCCUGUCCCUGUCCCCAUCCCUGUCCCUGUCCCUGUCCCUGUCCCCAUCCCUGUCCCUGUCCCCAUCCCUGUCCCUGUCCCUGUCCCUGUCCCCGUCCCCGUCCCCGUCCCUGUCCCCAGGCGUGUCCCCGGCCCCGUGUCCCCCCCAGCUCUGUGAUGUGAUCUCCAGAGGCCUCGCCGUGCUGCCUUUGCACAACCGCGCUGUGUGUGCCCGUCGCAUUCCAGGUGUGUCGCUCCAGGCCCCGGCCUGGACAAGAGAAUUAUUUUUCUGCAGGUUUUUUUGGUUUUUUUUUUUUUUUUUUUUUUUUUUUUUUUGGUUUUGUUGAUGUUUUUUUGGAUGUUCUUUCUGGUGACUGAUGUAAACUACUGGUUAAUUUUAUGUUUUUUAUUUAUAAAUAAAUUUUUUAAAACUUC